Messenger RNA from Macrosteles quadrilineatus (aster leafhopper), 747 nucleotides. RefSeq lists its product as uncharacterized. Gene Ontology annotation, molecular function: carbohydrate binding. The transcript is spliced from 3 exons. The record is from RefSeq and is a predicted model, not a curated record. Bases 144 to 620 code for a protein of 158 amino acids. Lineage: Eukaryota; Metazoa; Arthropoda; Insecta; Hemiptera; Cicadellidae.
UAUCUAAAUUCUAAAAUAUGAGCAAUAAUUAGAAUAACUAUUUCGAAAUUUCAGUGAUAAACUGGAAAAUUAAAGUGCCUAAAUAAUCCAAAACAACAUUUGACCAAAACUGAAGAUAUGUUUCAUGAAGAAAAUUUUAGAUCAUGUUUCUUGACUAUUUAAAAAUAUUGGUUAUUAUAUUAAUUGAAGUCAAUGUGUUGGUUGUAUCAGUGAAAAUUAAUGUGAACUUGUACAAACAUGAAGUUAGCAUCCAAAGAGCAAAAGGAUUUGAUGUAAUGGUUUCAGAUGCACGAGACAUUAGGCAGCUUCAUAUGUUUUGGAACUUUCGUAAACCUUACAACCGCUCGAAUCCAUACUCUACAACAGAUUUCACAAAUGUGUCUUUCAAUGAGAACUUUGACCGAACCAUCACAGUUUCUGAUACAGAGACUCAUUUGAGAGUCGGGGACAGCAUUUUCUACUGGCUUCUGUUGAUAACCAGGGAGUGGGAACGUAUAACUCUGCACAAGCAGAACUUCUGGGUCAGGUUUGAUCAAGACACGUGGAUGACUGUUGCCGAACCGUUUGCAGAAACAUACUACAGAGACUUUGAGGAUGUCUAUUCCAAAGAUGAAUUUUAGUUUAGAAUUGCUCGUUUUUAAACAUUUGAACAUAAAACAUUGGAAAAAACUUCAAAAUUAAGUAGUCUAAGAAAACUUUUUAAAUAUAGCCAGUGAACUAAAUAACCAAUAAACAACUAACUGUUUC